Cebus imitator (Panamanian white-faced capuchin) is the source of this 928-nucleotide messenger RNA. Its product is annotated as RNA-binding protein 4-like. The record is from RefSeq and is a predicted model, not a curated record. Bases 65 to 496 code for a protein of 143 amino acids. Gene Ontology annotation, cellular component: cytosol. NCBI's taxonomy places the organism in Eukaryota, Metazoa, Chordata, Mammalia, Primates, Cebidae. The transcript has a single exon. Gene Ontology annotation, molecular function: mRNA binding.
UUGUCAGAAGCGUCCGCGCCACGAGGAGGAGGCCCUGCUGAUUUCUGUGCGGGCUCUUGUUAGGAUGGUGAAGCUGUUCAUCGGAAACCUGCCCCGGGAGGCCACAGAGCAGGAGAUCCGCUCUCUUUUUGAGCAGUAUGGGAAGGUGCUGGAAUGUGACAUCAUUAAGAAUUACGGCUUUGUGCACAUAGAAGACAAAACUGCAGCGGAAGAUGCCAUACGCAACCUACACCAUUACAAGCUUCGUGGGGUAAACAUCAACGUCGAAGCCAGCAAGAAUAAGAGCAAAACCUCAACAAAGUUGCAUGUGGGCAACAUCAGUCCCACCUGCACUAAUAAGGAGCUUCGAGUCAAGUUCGAGGAGUAUGGUCCGGUCAUUGAAUGUGACAUCGUGAAAGAUUAUGCCUUCGUACACAUGGAGCAGGCAGAGGAUGCAGUGGAGGACAUCAGGGGCCUUGAUAACACAGAGUUUCAAGGUGGGAUGUGUGUGGGCUGAAAUUCCGAGCUGCGGUUGUGCAUGAGAAUACACCCUUCGUGGUACCUCAUCUCCGGGACGUUCUCGGCUUUGUGCGUUCAGUCCCUUAGGAACCGUGGACCUUAAUUUACCUUGCUAAGUUCAGACCUUCUCUUCCUUUACUUUACUUUCCUCUCCUGCCCGUUUUCCUGUUCUUCUGUCCUUCAAUACUUCUGUAGCUUCCCAUUCAUGUUCUGUUCUCCCAGCAGGCCUCAUUGUGUGCCGAAACUGUGGUGGGGGCUGUGCUGUCUCCUCCCUGCCUCCUGCCUCCUGCGGCUGUUGGAUUUGGGAAUGACCUUGGUGAGAGUCUCACUGCCCCGGGUCUCUUUUUGGUCCAAAGGCUAGACCUAGAGCAUUGGAUCACUUUUUUCUUUCCGGUGAAAUAAAUGGUUUUUCAACUUAAAAAAAAAAAAA